Molecule: messenger RNA, 1669 nt
Organism: Drosophila suzukii
Lineage: Eukaryota; Metazoa; Arthropoda; Insecta; Diptera; Drosophilidae
Product: RING-type E3 ubiquitin-protein ligase PPIL2
Biological process (GO): protein polyubiquitination; protein folding; protein peptidyl-prolyl isomerization
Cellular component (GO): catalytic step 2 spliceosome
Molecular function (GO): ubiquitin protein ligase activity; peptidyl-prolyl cis-trans isomerase activity
Source: RefSeq, a predicted model, not a curated record
GGAAGUCUGCACAUGAGUUGUCAGUUCUGUCCCACAUUUGUAAACAAAUAUUCUGGAUCUUCGCUUUUUAUUACAAAUAUUAAUUAAAAACAGACAAGAUGGGUAAAAGGCAGCAUCAAAAGGACAAAAUGUACCUCACGUACACGGAGUGGAGUGAGUUGUACGGCGGGAAAAAGGUAGAAUCUGCGGAGAACGACCAUGUCAAGUUCAAGAGAUUACCUUUCGAGCACUGCUGCAUCACCAUGGCACCCUUCGAGAUGCCGUACUGCGAUCUGCAGGGAAAUGUGUUCGAGUACGAGGCCAUCCUGAAGUUCCUGAAGACCUUCAAGGUGAAUCCCAUCAACGGGCAGAAGAUGGACUCCAAAUCCCUGAUCAAACUGAACUUUCACCGCAAUGCCAACGAUGAGUACCACUGCCCAGCCUUGUUCAAGCCGUUCAGCAAGAACUCGCACAUCGUGGCGGUGGCCACCACGGGAAAUGUCUACUGCUGGGAGGCCAUUGAUCAGCUAAACAUCAAGACGAAGAACUGGAAGGAUCUGGUGGACGACACCCCCUUUCUGCGCAAGGACAUCAUCACCAUACAGGAUCCUCAGAGGCUGGAGAAGUACGACAUCUCCACCUUUCAUCACAUUAAGAAGAACCUGCGAGUUCUGACCGAAGAGGAGCAGCAGGAGCGAAAGAAUCCAGCCAGCGGGCGCAUUAAGACUAUGAAUCUGGAGACCAAGGAGACGUUGGCACAGCUUCAGCAGGACUACCAGCCGGCGGAGGAGGAGCCCUCCACUUCGAAGCGCACAGCCGACAAGUUCAAUGCGGCUCACUAUUCGACUGGAGCGGUUGCCGCCAGUUUCACAUCCACCGCCAUGGUGCCCGUGUCCCAGAUAGAGGCGGCAAUUAUAGAUGACGAUCUUGUGAAGUACGAGAGGGUAAAAAAGAAGGGUUACGUUCGCCUAAAUACCAAUUUCGGCCCUCUCAACCUGGAACUCUUCUGCGAUCAAAUUCCUAAAGCCUGCGAUAACUUUAUAAAGCAUUGUGCUAAUGGCUACUACAACAAUGUUAUGUUUCACCGAUCCAUAAGGAAUUUUAUUGUACAAGGUGGUGAUCCCACGGGCAGUGGUUCUGGUGGCGAAUCCAUUUGGGGCAAGAAGUUUGAGGACGAGUUCAAGCCCAAUCUAACGCACACGGGUCGAGGAGUGCUUUCCAUGGCCAAUUCGGGACCCAAUACUAAUGGUUCUCAGUUCUUCAUCACCUAUCGCUCAUGCAAGCAUCUCGAUGGCAAACACACAAUCUUUGGCAAGCUGGUUGGCGGCUUGGACACUCUUCAGAAAAUGGAGAACAUCGAGGUGGACAACAAAGACAGACCCAUUGAGGAUAUUAUCAUUGAGUCCUCACAGGUCUUCGUUAAUCCCUUUGCCGAGGCAACUGAGCAGCUGGCAAAGGAGCGCGAAGAGGAGGCGGCCAGCAAGGAGGAGACUGUCAAGAAGGAGGAGCAGCAAAAACGCAUGAAGGAACCGCUAAAGGUGUACAGGGAGGGUGUGGGAAAGUAUUUAAAGCUUCAGGCUUUGGCAAAGAAGCCGGAGACGUCGCUUCCCUCUGCUCAAGCAGCCAAAAAAAAGAAACUUGCGAAUGGUUUUGGAAAUUUUUCCAGUUGGUAGUACUUACACAUGCAAAA